This is a messenger RNA of Pedinophyceae sp. YPF-701, 783 nucleotides long. The record is from the annotation of a GenBank genome assembly. Lineage: Eukaryota; Viridiplantae; Chlorophyta; Pedinophyceae.
AUGCCGCAGAACGAGCAUAUUGAGCUCCACCGCAAGCGGUAUGGCUACCGCUUGGACCACUUCGAGCGGAAACGGAAGAGGGAGGCGCGUGAGGUGCACAAGCGAGCAGAGUUCGCGCGGAAGGCCAUUGGUCUGAAGGGCAAGAUGUUUGCCAAGAAGCGCCACGCGGAGAAGAUCCAGAUGAAGAAGACCAUCGCCAUGCACGAGGAGAAGGACAAGAAGCACAAGGUCGACGACGGCAACCCCCAGAACGCCGUCCCCGCGUACCUGCUCGAGCGUGAGCAGGCCGACCGCGCCAAGGUGCUGUCCAACACCAUCAAACAAAAGCGCAAGGAAAAGGCGGGCAAGUGGGAGGUGCCGCUGCCCAAGGUGCGGCCGAUCGCGGAGGAUGAGAUGUUCAAGGUGCAGAAGACAGGGAAGCGGCAGAAGAAGGCGUGGAAGCGGGUGGUGAACAAGGUGACGUUCGUGGGCCAGGGCUUCACCCGCAAGCCGCCGAAGUACGAGCGGUUCAUCCGGCCAACGGGGCUGCGCAUGACCAAGGCGCACGUGACGCACCCGGAACUCAAAGCGACGUUCCAGCUGCCGAUCAUCGGGGUGAAGAAGAACCCCAACGGCCAGAUGUACACGGGGCUCGGAGUGAUGACGAAGGGGACGGUGAUCGAGGUGGACGUGUCGGAGCUGGGUCUGGUGACGCCCGCGGGCAAGGUGGUGUGGGGCAAGUACGCACAGGUCACGAACAACCCCGAGAACGACGGAUGCGUCAACGCCGUGCUGCUCGUGUGA